Molecule: messenger RNA, 1227 nt
Organism: Echinops telfairi (small Madagascar hedgehog)
Lineage: Eukaryota; Metazoa; Chordata; Mammalia; Afrosoricida; Tenrecidae
Gene: YOD1
Product: YOD1 deubiquitinase
Exons: 2
Coding region: 1-1047 (348 amino acids)
Biological process (GO): endoplasmic reticulum unfolded protein response; protein deubiquitination
Cellular component (GO): nucleus; cytosol
Molecular function (GO): cysteine-type deubiquitinase activity
Source: RefSeq, a predicted model, not a curated record
AUGUUUGGCCCGGCGAAAGGUGGCCAUUUUGGAGUCCGUCCGGCGGCUGGUUGCCCCGGCGGCGACUCCCAACUAGCUUCCGGGACCAAAGGUGGCCCCGCAGGUGCCGGGCCUAUGGGCGGCCGGGCAGACACGAUGUGGCGGCUCCGCUGCAAGGCCAAGGAUGGCACUCAUGUCUUGCAGGGGUUGUCCAGCCGGACCCGCGUGCGCGAGCUCCAGGGCCAAAUAGCCGCCAUCACCGGGAUCGCCCCCGGUGGACAGCGGAUCCUCGUCGGCUACCCUCCGGAGUGCCUGGACCUUAGCAACGGGGAUACCGUUCUAGAAGACCUGCCCAUCCAAUCAGGAGACAUGCUGAUCGUUGAAGAAGACCAAAGUAGGCACACAUCUUCACCUGCAUUUGCAAAACCCGGUGCUCCCAGUUAUUACAGGGAAAUGUUGCCCGUACUCACCAGAACUGCAGUCCCCGCAGACAACUCUUGCCUCUUUACCAGUGUGUAUUAUGUCGUUGAAGGAGGAGUCUUGAAUCCAGCCUGCGCCCCUGAGAUGAGACGCUUCAUAGCACAGAUUGUAGCCAGUGACCCCGAGUUCUAUAGUGAGGCGAUACUGGGAAAGACAAACGAAGAGUACUGUGACUGGAUCCAAAGGGAUGAUACUUGGGGAGGAGCUAUCGAGAUAUCAAUUUUGUCCAAGUAUUAUCAAUGUGAGAUCUGUGUCGUGGACACACAGACCGUAAGAAUCGAUCGUUUCGGGGAAGAUGCGGGAUAUACCAAAAGGGUCCUGCUGAUUUAUGACGGCAUCCACUAUGAUCCUCUGCAGCGGAACUUCCCUGACCCGGACACCCCCCCGCUGACCAUUUUCUCUUCCAAUGAUGAUGUUGUUCUCGUUCAAGCACUGGAAUUGGCAGAGGAGGCCAGGAAAAAGAGACUGUUUACUGAUGUGAACCGCUUCACCCUGAGAUGUAUGGUGUGCCAGAAGGGAUUGACUGGGCAAGCAGAAGCAAGGGACCACGCCAAGGAAACGGGCCAUACCAACUUUGGAGAAGUGUGACCGAUGCUUGACAAGGGUUGAAGCCUACUACCUCACCGAUCCAGAAGGUUCUGGAUAUUCCAAUAAGCUAAGCAUAACCCUAAAGAACAAAAGGACACCAUGCUUGAAACCACCAUUUUAACUUAAAACCACCAAGGCACUGAAAUUCCUUGUUAAGAUUAAACUUAGUGUGCAAGUUUA